CACCCAUUUUAUACUCUCAGUACAGUAGAUGAGGCCCAUUCCCUCAAUCCCAAUUCGGGCUAAAAGAAUGGUGUUGGGCCCAACAGCGAGGUAGCCAGCAGGUAUGGAUAUUUCAUUUUCAAUUUUUUUUUUUUGUUUUUUUGGUAAAACCCGAAAACCUCUCUCUCUCUCUCUCUCGCUCUCACUGUGUCGACUCUCGAGAGUUCAGACAACUCUCCCUUAUUUAUCAUCUGCUUUUCUGUCUGUCUCGGCUCCAUUGCGGAGUCUCUUAUCUGAUUCAGUUCCCAUUUCCGUGAGCGAUUCUUCCUGGGGGUAUUCGCUUUCUGUCUCUAUGUAAUUCUCUUGCAGACAGGCUGAAAGUAGAGGGGCAUAUUAUCUUGCUAAUUGUACUGCUACGAUUAUCUGUCUGCAUAUGCGCUCUCUCGAUUUCUUUUCAUGGUUUUCUACUAUCAUAUAUCGCGCACCUGUUAUGGAGCAUGGCCUUUUUUUUUUUUGGUAUGGAGCAUUAUCAAAUUGAGUGACAAAGUGGUUGAAUGUGUCGGUUUGGAGCUUAUUUGGAACUUUCCCACAAAGCUGAAUAGGGAAGACAAAUAUGGAAAUUCAAUCCCUUGAGCAGCUAUACUCAGCCCAACAUAAUGUUGUUUAACGCGGAGAAUAAGUAUCCUACAAAACAGGUAAUGGAAGGCUAUGCCGCCGCCUUGAGAUUGACAUACAAGCAGGUCCGGGGAUGGUUAGUGGAGAGGAGAGAUAAUAGAGAAAAUGAACUGACUGUACAGUCGAAUUCUUUUCCGAUUAGGAGCCAUCAGAUUCUUAACAGACGGAAUGGGUCUGCCAAGAAUCUCUCGGUGCGGACCACGAAGAGUUUUUCGUCUUCGAAAUUCAAGCGUCCAUCUACGGCUGAGAACAGGAAUGCUACGAGAAAGAAAACGCGUUUUCUUAUUCAGUAUCUUUUAACUCCAGACUACAUUCCGAAGAAGGCGUUUCGCAAGGAUGGCCCUUCCCUGGGUUUGGAAUUUGACUCUCUUCCGUCGGGCGCGUUUUGCCGUCCUACAGAUAAUUGUCUACUGUAUCUCCUAGAGGACAAGCCAUCACUCUCAGAACUUCCAUUGCAUUCAUUUAACAUGAUAUGCAAUAUUAUAAACGCUACUUUUUUCGUAAUGAUAACCAUGAUGAACUGCAGUAGAGAAAAUGAUCAGGAGUUUGCUCGGACAAUACCUCAAUAAUUCAUUCCAACUUGAAGACGGUCUUUAGCCACAAUAAAAGCUUUAAAAUCUCGUCAUUAUACAUGUGGCAGGUGGCAUUGAUUCAAGCCAGUAUGUUUGCUCUGCUCUGUACAUGGCAAGCCAAGUGGAAUGGAGCUACUAUGGCUAACAUGUGCAUUACUCUCACCAUAUGACCUAUUCAUGUUAUGUUACAUUGAAUGAAUCUUGAUCUUCCUUUAUUAUUGUAGAAAUUAGAAUUUCUAGGCAAUUGAUUCGCAUUAUGACCGGUUCAAAAAGGUUCAUUCCACUAAAAUAUAGAUGUUCAUGGAUUGGUGAUCUGCUUCCAGAUUUUUGAGAUUGCAGCACAUAUACAUACAAAUACUCUGAGCACA
Molecule: messenger RNA, 1594 nt
Organism: Carya illinoinensis
Lineage: Eukaryota; Viridiplantae; Streptophyta; Magnoliopsida; Fagales; Juglandaceae
Product: homeobox-DDT domain protein RLT3-like
Exons: 3
Coding region: 636-1223 (195 amino acids)
Biological process (GO): regulation of transcription by RNA polymerase II
Molecular function (GO): DNA binding
Source: RefSeq, a predicted model, not a curated record